CGGCCCCUGCCCGCAGUCUCGCUAGAGCGCUUUCAAUACUCUAACGUCAUUUUUCAACAAAAUGGAUAGCAAUUCGAAUAAUUCAAACUCCUGCGAAAUGUAUUGGCCAAAAAUAAAAGAGGAAGAGUCAGAUAAUGAGGGUAGAAAAGAUAGUAAUGGAAGUAAAAUGUUGUGGACUACGGAAAAUACGUUGAAACUUAUAGAAACAUUGGAGAAGGAGUGUCAAGAACUCUGGGAUUGUAAAAACAUGUUAAAUAGAGAUCGGAAUGCAAGGAACGCUAAGCAUCAGUAUUUGGCUAAUAUGUUUGGUACGACCGUCGAAGAAAUUUCAAGAAAAAUACACAAUUUGCGAACGCAAUUGAACAACGAAUUAAGGAAAAUAAAAAGGCGGCAAUCGACGUCAUUUACGGGAGAAGGGAGUUUGCAGGGGGGGAGUGGCUGGGAGUACUUCGAUGCUCUCUCCUUCCUUAUACCACCGCCCUCUAGCGAUCCUUUCGAACAAGUUGGUGGAGUAAAUUUAGCGAUUUUAAUAAUGUAUCGAAAAUCAAAACAAAGCGUUGAAGAGAGACUACUUAAAAAACGAUUGGCAGAACGGAAAAGAUAUGCUCUGAUAAAGAGCGACCCACACAGAUACGAAUUACAAAGAAUAAAAGAAAGACAGAAAUAUUUAAAACAAAGAGCGGAAAAGAAAAGACUGACCAUAAACGAGAUGACACCAGCUCAAAAGAGAAAUCAACGGAAGAAGUGGAAAGUAUAUGAACGAAAACGCAGGGCGGCCAGAAAAGCAGCGGAGAAUUUUGAAUCGACCGACGAGGAAAUACCAUCGGAAUGUGAAAUCGAAAUUCCGGAAACAUCCGGGGGCGCGGUUUUGAGUUCCUUUAUUAUGAAGUUUGAAGAAGACACACAAACUGAUUCGUUCACCACUGUCGGAUCAGAUAAUUUGCUGGCGGAGUUUCAAGCGAAUGAAGAAGAAGAAUUUGGUAUCGCAGCUCGGGCCCUAAAAAAGGCUGAGUCCACUACCCCGACGUUGACGAUCCGGGCAGUUGGCAAGCAGUCCAGGGUGCCGGCAUCGAUACCUCCGCCGCUCCCGCCCAGUGCACACCCUCUGAUGUGGCCAGAGGAGCCCGUACCCAGACUCCGACCUGGAAUCAAUGCAGAUGAAUGUCAGAUAUUUGGAGAUUUUGUAGCAUCAGAACUCCGUAUACUUCGCUCUGACGAGUCCCGAAAGCGACUGAAGAGAAUUAUCCAGAAGGCAAUCCUUCAAAUCGGGGAAGAGGAAGAUACGGGCCCUAUGGAUGAAUAGCAUAACAGUUGUCUUGAUCCUGAGGAUCGAGAUACUUGUUUAAUAAGAAAGUUUAUAAGAGACAUUGAUAUUUAAUAAGUGGCAAGUAGUUACAGCUUGCUGUUGUGAAUAAUAAAACAUUGCAGCAUCGAUGAGUUAAUAUAUGUGUGAUAAUAUCUAAACGAUAUAGUUUGCUGAUUUGGUACGAAUUCAGAUACGUCGAUAAUACUUUGAUUUUAUCAUUUGUGUA
Achroia grisella is the source of this 1532-nucleotide messenger RNA. RefSeq lists its product as uncharacterized. Bases 62 to 1303 code for a protein of 413 amino acids. Lineage: Eukaryota; Metazoa; Arthropoda; Insecta; Lepidoptera; Pyralidae. The record is from RefSeq and is a predicted model, not a curated record. The transcript is spliced from 4 exons.